CCUAAGGGUAUCCUAUUUAUUUCGAUGAUUCCUCGCCGAGUGAUCGUCGAGGAGCCGGAGCGAUGGCCGCGAGCUCGGCGACGGAUCACGCUAGCCAAUUGCUCGAGGUGGAAAACAGCGUCAAGGAGGAGCUCAAGAAAGUCAGAAAAUCGAUAGAUGACACAAAAGAUGAGGACAUACUCGAUUACCUGAGAGACGUUUGUAAAUUCCAGGAAGACAAUGUGAGGAAUCAGCGCGAGCACAUUGUCCAGUUGAUUGCCAACACGUGUUCCGUUCACAAAAAAGAUAUCAGUUCCGCCAUUCAGCACCUUGCGGCUAAGACUUUAGAGAAUUACAAGAGUUGGUAUACGCACUCUAAAUCUUGGAGUGAUGAUGAGGACUCUGAACCUGAUCAGCACAGUUUCAAAGGCGACGAUCAUCUAAUGUCCUUGUGCUUGUACUUGCUGAUAUGGGGAGAAGCGGCGAACUUAAGAUUUAUGCCCGAAUGCCUUUGUUUUAUCUUCCACAAGAUGAAAACAAGUAUAAUUCGGCAUAAUGCCAAAGCCGAAAAUGGGUUUCUCGAGAGCGUGAUUACGCCCGUCUAUUUGUUUUUGAAGAAGGAUCUUCCAAAUCCAAAGGAAAAAGAACGCAAACGAAGUCCCAUUAUUUCUCAUAGAAGGGUUGCAAACUACGAUGAUCUGAACGAGCUAUUCUGGACCUCUCAGUGCUUGAAAGACUUCAAAUGGGAUCAUAACAAUCUAAAAUUGAAAGUCCCCAGAUUCGAGAAAUGGCAGCACAAGCAAAAAGUCGAAGAGAAACAGCGACACAAGAAAAAAGUCGAAGAGAAAUGGCCACACAAGAAAAAAGUCAAUUUUAUCGAGCAUCGCACUUUUCUUCAUAUUUUCCAUAGCUUUCACAGGCUUUGGAUUUUCUUCACAAUCAUGCUGCAGGCCCUGCUUAUAAUUGCGUUCACUCAAAGCCUUAAGCUCAAAUACCUUUUACUUUUUGGUCCUACUCACGCCUUCUUGAUGUUUUUCCAGUCCACUCUCGACAUCGUCUUUACCUAUGGUGCUUAUGUAAAGCACAAUGUGAGGAUUGCUCUCCAGUUUCUUUUCUACGGUGUUGCAACAGGGAUCCAAACCUUUCUUUCUAUCAAGAGCUUUCAAGAAAAUGAACCUGAAACUUCUGUCGACUAUUUUAAGAUUUACGAGUAUGUGGCGUCAUUUUAUCUCGUAGCGCAUUUGGCUCAUGCAAUCGGCCACUCCCUCUUGAGCUUUUUUCCCACUGAUAAAGGGAAAUCUGUUACAUGGCUCAAAUGGAUAUUCAAGGAAAGGUACUUUAUCGGGAGUGGCAUGCAAGUAAGACCAUUGGAUUUCCUUAAGUACGCGUCCUUUUGGAUAGUUCUGCUCGCUGCCAAGUUUUUUGUUAGCUAUAAGACACAAAUAGUACCUUUGGUUAAGCCAACGCGCUCUAUUAUCAUGAUGAGAGAUGCGAAUUAUGUUUGGCACGACUUUAUUUCCAAGAACCAUUACAACAUUCUCACCGUUGCCGCCUUGUGGACACCAGUAGUUCUGAUUUAUUUCCUUGACACGCAGAUUUGGUAUGUCGUAUUUUCCGCUAUUCUUGGCUGCCUAACUGGUGGUAUCGCCCACCUUGGAGAGAUGAGGUCAAUGUAUAUGUUUGCCAAGCAGUUUCGCGAGAUGCCAAAACAUUUUGAAAAACGAUUAGUUCAGGGUUCUGGAGAACCUGUUUUUUACAAGUGCUGGAAUGAGCUGAUCAGUAAAUUGCGAGAGGAAGACUACUUAAGUGACAAUGAGAAAGAGCUGUUCGUAAUGCCGCCACCAAAAAACUUUACAAUUGGAAACGAUGCGGUUAACGUUAACAGGUGGCCUCUUUUUAUUGUAGUCAAUGAGGUGCAACUUGCUGUGUCAUUGUCUGCUAGAAAAGACCAUAACGAGCUUUUAAGAAGGCUCAGCAAAGAAGGCUAUCUCCGAGAUGCUAUCGAAGAAAUAUUCUUCACCGUUGGAGAAAUCCUUGACCGGCUUGGCGUGUGGACGAACGAGUUGAAAAAAAAUGACUUCUAUAACUUGGAACAUGCCAUAUACAACAAGAAAGCUACCGAUCUGCUUAAAAUGUGGAUACUGAUAACGAGUCGUAUGGUUCAAGAUCUGCUGGAUGACAAGAUUCUCCACGUAAACUGGAAAGAUCAGGAGCUGAACACUUUGAGUGUGGAAAAGCUUCGACUUGAGAAAAUGCUAAACGGGACAACAAAUGUCUUAGACGUUCCUAGAAACGGAGAAGCCCGACGCCGGCUUCUAUUCUUUGGCAACUCGUUGCUCAUGAAAAUGCCAAAGCCUCCAUCGGUUGAUCGAAUGCUAUCUUUCAGCGUUUUGACACCAUAUCUGAAUGAGGAAGUUGUAUAUAGCACAAAGGACCUUCAUAAGGAAAACAAAGAUGGGAUUACCACGCUAUAUUAUCUCCAGCGUGUCUACCCAGACGAAUGGAAGAAUUUUAACGAAAGGAUGGAGAAGAAAAGCCUUUCCGAGCACGACAAGAGCGUCGAAAUCGGACUUUGGGCUUCAUAUCGUAGCCAGACGUUGGCAAGGACGGUUCGAGGAAUGAUGUAUUAUUAUGAUGCCUUGAAGUUUCAACGUACCGGGGGCGACGGUGAUGAGUUAAUAGAUUUCGUGGCUGCGCGAAAGUUCACGUAUAUUGUAGCUGCUCAAAGAUACAGCGAAUUUAAAAAAAGCAAAGACACUAACAUAAAAAAAAAAGCAACUGACAUCGAACUUUUGAUGAACAAGCAUCCACUUUUAAGAGUGGCAUAUAUCGACGAGGACGAUGGGACGUAUUCAUCCAAGCUUGCAAUGCUUGAUGGGAAAGAUAUACAAACAAUAUACAGCAUUAAGCUUCCCGGUGAUUUUCUCAUCGGCGAGGGAAAGCCGGAAAACCAAAACCAUGCCAUCAUCUUUACCCGUGGAGAAGCAUUGCAAACAAUUGACAUGAAUCAAGACAAUUACUUUGAGGAGGCUUUGAAAAUGCGAAACUUACUUGAGGAAUUCCGCCCUCCCGACAAGAAACCGGACAGACAAGUGCCGACCAUCUUGGGUGUCCGAGAGCAUGUAUUUACUGGAAGUGUUUCAUCGCUAGCGUGGUUCAUGUCCAAUCAGGAAACCACCUUUGUUACUCUCUCCCAACGAGUCAUGGCAAAUCCAUUGAAGAUACGAAUGCACUACGGGCAUCCAGAUGUGUUUGAUCGGAUCUUUCACAUAACCAGGGGUGGGAUCAGCAAAGCCUCGAGAACCAUCAACUUGAGUGAAGACAUCUUUGCUGGAUACAAUUCUACACUCAGAGGUGGCAUGGUGACCCAUCACGAAUAUAUUCAAGUUGGUAAAGGUCGGGACCUGGGGCUGAAUCAAAUAUCAGCAUUUGAGGCCAAAGUCUCGAGCGGAAAUGGCGAGCAGAUCCUCAGCAGGGACGUCUACCGCUUGGCACGAUUCUUUGAUUUCUGGAGAAUGCUGUCGUUUUACUAUACAUCUGUUGGGUUCUAUAUAUCUACAGCGAUGAUAGUCGUGGCACUUUAUGCAUACUUGUAUGGGAAAGUUUACAUGGUUCUGUCGGGGGUGGAAAAAGAUAUGCUGACAAAGGCUAGGAUAGAAGGCAACAACGCACUGGAAUCAGUGCUUGCAACGCAAGCGAUUUUUCAGUAUGGGUUCUUAAACUGCGCUCCCAUGGUCACGGGCUACAUUUUGGAGCAAGGCUUUAUCAAGGCUCUACAGUACUUCAUUCUCAUGUGGCUCCUGGGCUCGUUUAUUUUCUUUGCUUUCUCGUUGGCCACAAGAACACACUACUUUGGUAGGACGAUACUCCAUGGAGGUGCAAUGUAUCGCAGCACUGGGCGUGGAUUUGUCAUUGAGCACGUCCAUUUUGCUGAGAACUAUCGCUUCUACUCGCGCAGCCAUUUUGUCAAAGGUUUGGAGAUAGCAAUGCUGUUGUUCGUCUACGUGGUAUAUGGAGCACAACGGACAAGAAAAGGAUACGUUCUACUGGCUCUGGACAUCGGUUUCCUUGCCAUAUGCUGGCUCUACGCCCCGUUUUUCUUCAAUCCACUCAGCUUUGAGUGGCAAAAGACUGUGGACGACAUAACCAACUGGAAUAACUGGCUUACAAACAAGAGCCAUUCCGCCCCGGAUUACGAGAGCUGGGCCACCUGGUGGGAAAAACAGACGGAUUUGAGGGGCUUCCGAGCUAGAGCCGUGGAAUGCAUCCUGAGCUUACGCUUCUUCCUUAUCCAGUUUGGAGUGGCUUAUCACCUCAGGUCGGGUGUCGGAACAAUCUCUCUGCUGGUGUACGCAAGUUCAUGGGUGUUGUUCGUUUGCAUAGGCUUGCUAGUGGCGUUCCUGUCACUCAGCCCAAGGAGCAGUAACAAGCUCCGCUUUGUUCACUUCCUUGCAUUCAUAGUUCUUCUCGCUGCCUUCAUCACCGGAUGCGUCUUCACGCUGAGGCUCCAAGUCCUGGAUGUUAUAGCGAGCAUCCUAGCUCUCAUUCCCACCGGCUGGGGGAUUCUCAGCAUUGGCAUAGCUUGCAAGCCAUGGCUCAGGAAGGCGAGGCUGUGGUGGCUCAUGUCCGUCUGGGCCUGGAGCUACGACGUCGGCAUGGGCUACGUGAUCUUCGCUCCCAUCAUCUUCCUCUCGUGGUUCCCAUUUAUCUCUCCACUCCACACGCGCAUUCUCUUCAACCAAGCUUUUAGCCGCGGGCUCGAGAUAUCUGUCCUACUGUCAACCCCCAUAACCACCACAACAGAAGAAACCAUCGGAAGAAGACAGAAGGAACCAUCGGAAGAAGACAGAAGAAGAAGCUUGAACAUACAUACUGGGAAUUUAUGAUAUUACAAUGGACCUUUUGAGGCUUUCACUGUGGCAGCUAUCCGGCAAUAAUAUCCUGUCAAAACUA
Messenger RNA from Selaginella moellendorffii, 4932 nucleotides. RefSeq names its product callose synthase 9. Gene Ontology annotation, molecular function: 1,3-beta-D-glucan synthase activity. The coding region runs from base 63 to 4865 and encodes 1600 amino acids. Lineage: Eukaryota; Viridiplantae; Streptophyta; Lycopodiopsida; Selaginellales; Selaginellaceae. Gene Ontology annotation, biological process: (1->3)-beta-D-glucan biosynthetic process. The transcript is spliced from 39 exons. The record is from RefSeq and is a predicted model, not a curated record. Gene Ontology annotation, cellular component: plasma membrane; 1,3-beta-D-glucan synthase complex.